AUGGGCGGCGCCCAUUCUGUUUUGGGUCGUGACCAAGGUGGAGAAGGCGGUGUCCAUGGCGCUGGUGACACUAUAGGAGAUGAAGGUAGGGGCGCCAACGACGCUGGAGGCGGCGCCUCAAUGGGCGAGAUGAGGGGUGGCUUAGGCGACGUUGUAGGACGUUUGGUGGGCACCACCUUUGGCGCGGGUUCCGGAGUUCAUAAUAGUAUAUGUUCAAUACUAAAUAUGUUUCAAACUAAUGACUCCCUUCAUUUGAUGCACUCACCUUGUGUCACGAGACCCAAGUCCAAACUCUCCUCAGACAUCGCCAAGAAAAUCAUCAAAACCCAGAACUUACCCAUAUCCAAAGUCAUCAAGCUCUCUAAGCUCAAGUCAAACUACAAGCCUUUUGAGUCAAAAAGGAAGUUAUGCGACUCAUACGACGUGUUUUUUGUGGACAAAAGGGUUGUCCCUUUGCUUCCUAAGCUGUUGGGGAAGGAGUUUUUUACGAAAAAGAAGUUGCCUUUGCCAGUGGAUUUGACUCACAAGAAUUGGAAGGAACAAACUGAGAGGGUUUUAUCAUCUGGGUUGUUACAUUUGAAGACGGGAACAAGUAGUGUGGUGAAGGUUGGGAAGGUUUCUAUGGAGACCGGAGAAAUAGUUGAUAAUGUGGCGGCGGCGGUAAGUGGGGUUGUUGAGGUUCUGCCCAAGAAGUGGGGUGAUGUGAGGUCGCUGCAUCUGAAGUUAUCGGAUUCCUUGGCGUUGCCAUUGUAUCAGGCAUUGCCAGAUAUGAAGUUGAAGAUUGAGGGGUUUAAGAAGAGUGAGGAGAGGGUUAAGGAAGAGGGUGGCGGUGAGUUGGAGGUGAAGGAGAAGUGGAAGAAAGAUGGGGAAUUGAGGAAGAAUAAGGGGAUGAAAAAGGGAAGAAUUCAUGAGGUUUGCUAUAUGGAUGGUAAUAGAUUGGGAGGUGAUGAGGACGCGAAUGGGAAUGAGAGUGAGAAAAGUGUGGAUGCUGAAUUGGGUAGUGGUGAAUUUGUGGGAAAAAAGAAAAAGAAGGGUGGUGCAAGUAAGGAAAAGAUUCUUAAUGAGUUGAAUGGGCAGAAACUGGGGAAGAAAUUGGGCAAGGUGAAGGCUGGCAGUGAUGAUGAUGAUGAUGUGGGUGAGAAGAGUGAAAAUGGUAAUCUGUGCAUUGCUGAAUCUGGGGUUAAGAAAAGAAAGAAGGGAGAUUCCAUGAAGGGUAUGGGCGAGGUGAAUGGAGGCAUGAGGGUAAAGAAACUAGGCAAGGUAGACAAGGGAGGUAGUUUGAAGCUAGGGAAAGAUGAGUUGGCUUUAAAAGGUGUAAAAGAGUCUGGUGAGAAGAAAGGGAAGAAAAAGAUUGAACCUGUCAUAAAGACUAAGGAUGGGGCAAGCAAGAAGGUCAAGAAGAAAAAUAAGAAGAGGUCGUCGGUGGAAUGAUUCAGGUCGCACUUCCAUUUCCAGCUGAUUGUGGCGAGCUCAAGGUCUUCCAGAAGAGGCAUUGCAGGGGAUUUCUGCUUUCUGGACUAGCAG
Messenger RNA from Ilex paraguariensis (yerba mate), 1524 nucleotides. Lineage: Eukaryota; Viridiplantae; Streptophyta; Magnoliopsida; Aquifoliales; Aquifoliaceae. The record is from the annotation of a GenBank genome assembly.